AGCCUUUUAAACCUUAAAAAAAGGGGGCUGUUUUGUUUUUUUAAUUUUAAAAGUGGAAAAUGGUUGAGGAAAUAAAGAAAAACCUUUACGAAAUAGCUUCGAAAAUUGAAGGGCUAUACGGCAUUACAUUUACAGACAGAGACGGAGUCCCACUACUAAAAGUGACAUCGGAAUCAGCACCGGAACCAGCAAUAAAACCCAACUUCAUAUCGACCUUUUGCCUGGCAAUCGACCAAGGAAGUAAACUAGGCCUGGGCAAAACCAACACCUUAAUUUGCACUUAUUCCCAAUAUCAAAUAGUCCAGAUGAAUAAGCACCCGUUGGUUGUAACUUUUGUAGCGAACCAGCAAUGCAACCUCGGACAAAUUCUGGCUUUGGAAGCGCAAAUCGACCCUAUUGCUUCUUCUUUAGCUUUAACCGUUACAGAAAUUUAGUUGUUUAUAAAUAAAUAUAUUAUUUUUUUACUAUAA
This is a messenger RNA of Ceutorhynchus assimilis (cabbage seed weevil), 470 nucleotides long. Lineage: Eukaryota; Metazoa; Arthropoda; Insecta; Coleoptera; Curculionidae. The record is from the annotation of a GenBank genome assembly.